CAAGGACUCUGUGCACGGGGGCAGUGGUUUGAAAUGAGGCAUUGUGGCCUAAUCAAUGGUUUUAUUGGAUUAGAGCGCGUUGUGUGUGAGGUGCUCUGGUGGGAUAAUAGGCAACUUUCUGCUCCAUGCUGGAGGGGUGUGAAUGGGGCAGGCUCACUUCCCUCUGCACCUCGGAGCCCAGCUGGAUGGGUGAGGACCCUUCGCAGCCCCCAGAAAGAGUUUUCUUGCCAGUCCAGGAGGGCCGGGGAUGGGAACUGGAGGACACAACAAGAGCUGAUUUUGCUCUCUCUAAAGAAAAUUGCUCAGCAGCAGCAGCAGAAGAGGAGGAGGAGGAUGAUUGGGGAGUCCUGAAGGGCAGCGCGGGUGAUUAUACCCAGGGGCUGACAAUCUACGGGGAAUCUUCUCACACAAAAGGAAAGUUGUUGUUUGUUUGUGUCAUUCCUGGAGAUGGUGAUUGACUCCAGCAGACCAAUCACUUGUGUGUGCGCCUCUGGAUAAGCUGGACUUGAUUGGGGACAAGCUCAGGAACCGUCCAUUUGUGAUCUAAUAUAUUAGCCAAACAAUUUAGUGUAUUCAUGAGGUAACCUCAAAGUGGAGGCUUGAAAAUUACCCGUAAUCAGUGGCAGCAUCUAGUCAGCGACCCCUUGUAUGAUGAGUGUGUCUAAUAAGGAGGCAUGAGAGCUUUUUACUGCUUUUCCUCAAUCACUGGACACGAGCAACACCAGAUACAAGAGCCUGCGUGCACCUCAGGAGCCUGAUCAUCCUCCAGACCCCAGACCAGCACACGGAGACCCCCUGCCUGGGGUAAUACCUGGUGACCCUGUGCCCAAACUGCAACAGCGUACCUAAGUGCCCAAGGUACCAGCUAGGGACCCAUUUCCCAAAUCAACACCAGGAUACCUCAAUACUAGUUGGGGACCCAUUGCCCAAAUCAACACCAGAGUUCCCACCGGUACCAGCUGGGGACCCUCUUUAUUACCAGGUUACCCCAGCGCCCACAGUUUCAGCCUUGGACCCUUUUCCUGGCGGCAAAGGGAAUUCUUCUCCAUAUAUGUUUGAGAAAACGCGCAGUAUGGACAUUAGGUGCAACCCUGGCACAGAGGAGCCCCGAAUCACCAAACCUGGGCACAAGGAAGGCAAAGACUCCAGGGACAGCCAAAGCAGCCUUGGGGACUCUUACCUCAAGGAGCAGCAAGCCACAUACUCAACUCCUGGAGCCUCCGACAACUGUGUAAAGUCCAAGAACGGUGGAGCAACUGACCCAGACUACUGCAGGAGAAUUCUGGUCCGAGAUGCCAAGGGCUCCAUCCGGGAGAUCAUCCUUCCGAAGGGGCUGGACCUGGAUCGGCCCAAGCGGACACGAACCUCCUUCACCGCGGAGCAGCUGUACAGGCUGGAGAUGGAGUUCCAGAGGUGCCAGUACGUGGUGGGCCGAGAGAGGACAGAACUGGCCCGGCAACUCAACCUCUCAGAGACCCAGGUAAAAGUGUGGUUCCAGAAUCGCAGGACAAAGCAAAAAAAGGACCAGGGUAAGGACUCUGAGCUGCGGUCAGUUGUCUCAGAAACUGCAGCCACCUGCAGCGUUCUACGGCUAUUGGAACAAGGCCGCCUCCUGUCCCCUCCUGGUCUGCCUGGACUAUUGCCAGCCUGUGCCGCAGGAGCACUGCGGGCCACCAACAAUUCUGGACCCGGGGGUCCAUCCAUCCCUGAAGUCACCAAUGCCCCCCCUCACCAACCUGGACUGCACUCUUCAGGGCACAGCAUCUUCAGCAUGCCUGUGCCAUCUUUACUGGGCACUGUGGCCAACCGGUUAUCCUCUAACCCACUGACAAUGGCAGGGAACCUCCAGGAACUCUCCGCCAGGUACCUCAGCUCCUCAGCCUUUGAACCCUACUCUAGAAAUGCAUCUAAAGACGUUCUAGAGAAGAAAUCUCUGGACUGACUAUUCCUAAUGUGGGGCGACCCUCUCCGACUAAAUGUAUCAGGCAUGUGAUGCCGCUGACCUUGAAAUUCUCAGAAUUCUCUACCACCUGAUGCCACCAAUCCCCAACCUCAGAAUACUCUACCAUUAAUGCCAUUGACUGCCAAACUUCUCAGUACUUUCCCCCUUAAUGCCAUCAACCUAAACCUCAAAAUAUUUAAACUCACUUUCACCAAUCCCCAAACCUCAGGCCUCGUACACACGACCGAGUUUCUCGGCAAAAACCAGCAAGAAAC
Rana temporaria (common frog) is the source of this 2217-nucleotide messenger RNA. RefSeq names its product ventral anterior homeobox 1 (gene VAX1). NCBI's taxonomy places the organism in Eukaryota, Metazoa, Chordata, Amphibia, Anura, Ranidae. The record is from RefSeq and is a predicted model, not a curated record. Gene Ontology annotation, biological process: brain development; neuron differentiation; regulation of DNA-templated transcription. The transcript is spliced from 3 exons. Gene Ontology annotation, molecular function: DNA binding; DNA-binding transcription factor activity, RNA polymerase II-specific. Bases 1052 to 1942 code for a protein of 296 amino acids.